AUGGCCACAGACAAACCCGUCCUCAUCGCAGGCGCAGGCAUCGCCUCGCUCCUCCUCGCGCACUCCCUCCGCCGCUCCAACAUUCCCUUCAAGAUCUUCGAGCGCGACGCCUCCUUCGUCUACCGCGCCCAAGGCUACCGUCUCCGCCUCUCCGCCGAAGGCCUCGACGCCAUCGAAUCCGUCCUCGGCCCGGAAACCUUCCAACGCUUCUGGGACGCCUGCGGCAAAACCCUCGGCCGCGGGUUUGCCGUCCUCGAUGCCAUCACGGGAGAAACCAUCUCCUCCCGCCCUUCCGCCGGUCCCGCCCCUCCCGCCGCACCCCCUGGCACAACCGGCCCCAGCCAAGCCCUCGUCUCCCGCGACGGUAAAGUCGUCGGCAUCGCCCGCGGCACUAUGCGCAAGCUCUUUGCUGAGGGCAGCGAAGAGCACAUUGAAUGGUCCAAAGACGUCACGGGGUACGAACGUACACCCACAGGCGUUCGCGCCAUAUUUGCGGACGGCACCAAGUCCAUCGAAGGCAGCCUCCUCGUCGGCGGCGAGGGGAUUCGUUCCAAAGUCGCGAAACAAGUCUCCGGCGGCCGCCUGAAGGUCUUCGACACCGGUGCUCGGGGCAUCCAUGGUCAGGCGCCUACGGGGGCGUUUAAGGGGUUGGGUGAAGGGGUGUUUAUUUUGAAGGAUGAUACACGCCCCGAGGGGGCAAUUUCGAUUAUUACGAAUGUGAGGCCCGGGGAGAUGAAUGAUCCGGAUGUGCAGUUUGGGUGGACGAUGGUUGGACGGCCGGGGGUGAUUCGGCCGCCGGAGGGGGAAGAUAUCAAUGCAGUUGUGGGCAAACCUGUUGCGGAUAUCGCGCAGCGGUUGACACAGAACUGGCACGCGAAUUUCAAGCCGCUGUUCGACCAGAUGAAUGUGAACGAAGCGGCGUUCUGGCGGAUUACGUGCUCGUCGCCAUCGGGGGUGCCGGAGUGGCCGAACGAUGCGCGGGUGACGGUGCUGGGGGAUGCGGUGCAUUCGAUGACGCCUGCCGGGGGGAACGGCGCGAAUACCGCGGUGAGGGGUGCGGCGUUGUUGGGGAGGUUGUUGGGGGAGGCUGGGGGAUGGAAAGAGGGGCUUACGGAGGCGUAUGAGAGGGAGAUUAGGGUGCUGGGGAGUGAGGCGGUGAAGGCGAGUUAUCAGACGGCGAAGGGGGAGUUUGGGAUUGAGAUUGAUGAGGAAAGGACGCCAGUUGUGUAG
This is a messenger RNA of Dichotomopilus funicola, 1230 nucleotides long. RefSeq lists its product as uncharacterized. The coding region runs from base 1 to 1230 and encodes 409 amino acids. Gene Ontology annotation, molecular function: FAD binding. The record is from RefSeq and is a predicted model, not a curated record. The transcript has a single exon. Lineage: Eukaryota; Fungi; Ascomycota; Sordariomycetes; Sordariales; Chaetomiaceae.